AUGUCUCACCCUCUCGACCCCCUCGCCCCGAAUGAGCUGCGCAAGGCAGCUCAAAUCUUGCGAGCGCGUUACGACCUCUUGGAACCCCCCAAAGCCUCACUCCUGGCGUAUCUGAAUGCUCGUACGCGGGGCUCACCAGCCCCUCCACGGAAAGUCUACAUCUACUACCAUCAGCAAGGGCAAGCGACGCUGUGCAAGGCCAAAGUCAAUGUAUCCGAGGGCACUGUAGAAGAAGACCGCCAGUGUCCUGGAGUUCAAGGGCCUGCAGACCCUGAAGAAUUCGAGCGCGUUCACAAGGUUUGCAAUGAGCAUCCGCUGGUUCGUGCCGAGGUGAAGAAGCUCAAACUACCCGAGGGGGCUUCGGUGGUCAAUGACCCUUGGCUGUACGGGACCGACAGCCCCGUUGAAGCGAACCACUACUCCCUCCCCAUGUCAUUUGCCCCCAUCUUCGACGCUCAUACCGCCGAAUUAGUAGAGAUCGAAACGCUGCCACGAGGAGCGGGAGCGGAGUCCGAUCAGGAGACCGUGCCUUGGGACGCCGUGGAGCCAGUCGAGUACAGUGAGCGCCUCUUAGGCAAGCCCUAUUUCCGCCAAAACCUGAAGCCGUUCCACGUCGAGCAACCGGAGGGCCCAUCGUUUCGUAUCGAUGGACGCCAGACCACCUGGCAGAAAUGGUCAUUCCACCUGGGAUGGACGGUGCGCGAGGGCCCCGUGCUCCACCACGUCCUCUACGACGGUCGGUCGCUCUUCCAUCGGGUCUCCAUGAGCGAGAUGACCGUCCCGUACGGCGACCCGCGGGCCCCACUCGGCUUCGGCCUGACCUCCAACACCCUGACCCUGGGCUGCGACUGUCUGGGCCACAUCGCCUAUUUCGACGGGAUCCGCACGACGAGGACCGGCGAGCCCGUCGAGCUGAAGAACGUGAUCUGCAUGCACGAGGUGGACGAGGGGAUUGGCUGGAAGCACACCAACGUCUGCAACGGACAGGCGUCGAUGGUGCGCAACCGCACCCUCGUCAUCCAGUGCACGGCCACCGUGAUUAAUUACGAGUACAUCCUUGCCUUCGUGCCGGACCAAGCCGCCAACCUCCAUGUGGAGGUCAGAGCGACGGGCAUCAUGUCCACCAUGCCCAUUGCUCGUCAUACCUACUCGCCCUGGGGCACCGUUGUGGCCCCCGGCGUGCUGGUCGUCAACCAUCGACAUCUCUUCAGCCUGCGGAUUGAUCCCGCUCUUAAUGGCACCCGCAACACGGUCGUCUACGACGAUAUCCUCCCCGUCCGUGAUGACCCAACCGUCGACGAUCCGCAAGGCUGCGCGUUCCGCAGAACAACCACCGCGAUCACGCAGCCCGGAGGCUACGACCUCAAUCUCGCCGCCUCCCGAACGUACCGCAUCAUCAACGCCAAGCGCACCAACGUCAUCUCUGGCGAACCAGUGGGGUACAGGCUGCACGCGUCCCCGAGCCAGAUGCUCCUGAUGGGCCCGGAGACCUUCAACUGCCGCCGGGGACAGUUCACGACCAAGCCGAUCUGGGUCACGGACUACCGAGACGAGGAGCUCUACGCGGCUGGGGAGUUCACCAACCAGAGCACGAACGACACCGGGCUGGGGGUGUGGAGUCAACGCCAGCAGUCCGUGGAGAACCGGGAUUUCGUGCUCUGGCACACGUUUGGCAGCACGCACGUCACCCGUCCAGAAGACGUUGUCGUCUCGCUCAAGCCGACGAGCUUCUUCGAGCUUAACCCGUCCAACGAUGUUCCGCGUUCGAAUCAGAGCCUGAGUCGGUCGACGCUCGUUGAGCAUGACAAGGUGGCAUCGGAGUCUUGUGACGGAGAGUGUGCUCUGUAG
Molecule: messenger RNA, 1848 nt
Organism: Aspergillus uvarum CBS 121591
Lineage: Eukaryota; Fungi; Ascomycota; Eurotiomycetes; Eurotiales; Aspergillaceae
Exons: 6
Coding region: 1-1848 (615 amino acids)
Biological process (GO): amine metabolic process
Molecular function (GO): quinone binding; copper ion binding; primary methylamine oxidase activity
Source: RefSeq, a predicted model, not a curated record